Mizuhopecten yessoensis (Yesso scallop) is the source of this 2609-nucleotide messenger RNA. Its product is annotated as low-density lipoprotein receptor class A domain-containing protein 3-like. NCBI's taxonomy places the organism in Eukaryota, Metazoa, Mollusca, Bivalvia, Pectinida, Pectinidae. The coding region runs from base 704 to 1489 and encodes 261 amino acids. The transcript is spliced from 5 exons. Gene Ontology annotation, cellular component: plasma membrane. The record is from RefSeq and is a predicted model, not a curated record. Gene Ontology annotation, molecular function: protein binding.
GCUGCGUUAAUGAUUGCAAUUAACAUACCACGAAGCCUGUUGAUGACGGGCUGUGAUGUUGAGUGACAUUGUCCUGACAGACCCCGGGACAGAGUUCUAAGGAUUCUUGUUAACACGGGCAGGAUUUCGUACCAACCACGUGUACCGACCAGAGCUGGUAGUCUCCACUUAAACCUACCAACACACACAACUGCGGGUCAUAUUGAAAUCUUGGAACACGAAGGGAUGAAAUAGACAGUUCUGACGCAGAGUGGAAUUUCACAGUGAAGAAUAUCACAUGUAACCAGUGGAAUUUCAUAGUGGUGUUUCGGUGCUGUUGAAAUUGGAUAUUCCAAACUGAAUUCUAUCAUGGACAUUUAAGUGAUAGAAUUGUUGGUGAGAGGAACUGAAGACUGUUAUCUUUUAACCUUUCUGACAACGUGACAUUCAAAAAGUUCGUUCGGAUACUUUUAAAGGAUUAUUUUUCGACAAUAGUGCAUAAUUCGCCGACACGACAAUUUGUGUGUGGCUAUUUAAGGAUAAGCUAUUAGUAUAUCUUCAGGGUGUUUUCCCACCUUUUCCAGAUACCGUUAUUAUAUUUAUAAUCUCCGGAUCGAAACAACUGCCUUUAUAGUGCUGUCGGGAACGUCUGAUCCAAGUACAGACCACAUCCGAGGACAGAUUUUCGCCGGAAGGAGCGUUUUUGGAUUAAAAAGGAACCAGUAUGGGUAAACACAGAAGAGAAAUUACAAAUUGUCUACAGGACCCAUUACAAUACAAGCUUUGUUCCCGCCAUAUCUGUGUGGAAGUUGAUACGCCUUGUCCAUGUCUCACAGACGAAUACCAGUGUUCGGACGGUACCUGUAUACCUCAUAUGUUCCUUUGUGACGGACGGAAGGACUGCCUAGACGGACGAGACGAAGGUCGCUGUGUCGUCGAGACCAUAGACACCAGCGCUAUAUCAAUGUCCCUUACCCUCGGAAUCAUCGCUGGAUGCAUCUUCCUCCUCAGUAUCAUCGGUCUCGUCGUCUUGUUUUUUAUUUGGCAACGAAAUAGGCGACGCAAUAUUUCGAACUCUGGUAAUGAGCCAUUGAAACCAGAAUCCAACUAUACAGAUGUGACGUCACACCACAUGUGUCUUCACCAUGACAACCACCCUUUAAUGCCAACUAAGGACAGUGUACAUCCUCUGAUUACUCAGGAGGAGCAAAUGGUUGUAAAAGGGGAAAAAGAAAAAACUUAUUCGAAAACCGAAAACGGAAAUCUAACGUCGAUCAUGCGUCGGAGCAUGCUUCUGUACCAACCUUUCGAGCAGCAGAGUAGCUAUAAUAUGUUUUCUUCACUGGAUAUAGACUUUGGGGAGGAGCUUCUGUGUACAUCGACCCCUAAACAGGGGAAAAGGGGACAACUUCGACCAAUCAUAACGCUCGACACAUCGCCAAUAAAGGACACGUCAAAAGGGGACUUGUCCAAGGCACUUAAUCUCUCCAUGUUCUCUUCUAUAACGUGAUUUGUGGUCCCUCACUCAAAUGUGUCCGUCUCACCCGGACCACGGUAUGUCUCCUAUCCGUUACGUGAUGUGACUUUGGUGUGCAUGCAGUCUAUCAUUCGCUAAUGAUGUCACAGACGACGCUACCAAUGAUCUUACAGUGCCGUAAGAUCUAUUAUGAACCAGGUUAAUUCUUGCUACUAAUUCCUCUUUGUUCAACUUUGUUUAAAACGCAUUGCCAAGCAAGGUGUCCAUAUGCAACCUAGUCAUAAAAAGCAUUUACAAACCGCCCAAUGUGAUCAGAUCGAGCAUGUGUGUUCCUAUUUGAAGUUCAACUUCCAAAGGUCUCCAAUAUUUUCGAAAAGAAUUUCGUAUGACUGACAUUCAGCAUUAGUUGUUUGUCUGCCAAAUUGACCACUAACUAUGAUAUGGAAGUGCACCAAUCGGAAGACACCUUGAGUUCCAUUGGCAUUCUUUAAGAUCGAAAUACACUCCGAGUGGAUAGUCUGACGGUACCAAUAGAUGUAAGUUUAUUGGUGAACACACGCAGUCAAAGAGUGGUUUGUGGGGCGCUUAAUGUGGAAAAUCAAAGGAUGUAUAACAAAUACAAGUACAUAUUAAAGAUGUGCAAGACUUGAGACAAUAUUGUGCCAGACUAUUGUGCUUAAAUCUGUGCAUGGAAAGGCCGACGAGUACAAAGUUAUGUUGAAGACAUGGAAGCCAGCCUGUGUGUUAUACGAUAUUUCCUUGUCACAAGUGUAAUAGUCUCUGUGACGUUGUUGAUACAUAGACACUGGAAACAGAGUUAUUUCGCGAGGUUUUACAUUUAAGCGGUUUAUUUGCGAGGAGUGUUGAUUACAAGCUCGUUAUUUUUUAACCUUAGUACAUUUGUAAUAAUUGGUGAAUAACUUUAUUAUAUAUCUGUCGCAAAUUCACAUAUUCAGGAGUUGUUUUUGCAAGAAUCUAUAAAUGCUCGCUAAAAUGAUCCGAUUUGCAGUAUUAUUUUCUUCUAUGGCGAUGUCAUCAAUAUGUAAUUACGUGUUACUAGUAACAAGCAGGAGGUAGAUAAUCACAUUUUCUUUAUUUUUGCCGUUUUAGACACAGAAAGUAUUUCUUUAUAAAAAACGCUACCAAAUUUGAA